GCUGGGAUUGCACUGAGGGGAUCUCCUUGCCCUUCCCUCUGGCACAGAGGCAAAUCCCAUCCUCUCCUUGUCCUUCCUCUCCCAGACGGAGCUGAGGAUGGAGAGCAGGGAGGACAAAUCCCCACGGCAGAACCUCAUGGAAGAGGCCGAUUUGAGUGGCUCCAUGGCACAGGAAUCCAACAGGGAGGAAAAGCCCUGGAGAUCCCACAGGAGGAGGGGCUGCAAACCCAGCCCAGGGUGCUCUGAGGAGGAAAGACCCACCCUGUGCCAGGAAGGUGGGCAGAGCUUCAGCCAGAGCUCAGAGCUGGUGGUCCCUGAGAAGCUUCAUGAUGGGGAGAAGCCCCACAAGUGCUUGGACUGUGGGAAGAUCUUCAGGCAGAGCUCCGACCUGAUCUGCCACCAGAUGAUCCACACCGGGGAAUGGGCCUAUGAGUGUGGGGAGUGUGGGAAGGGCUUCAGCUGCAGCUCAGAACUCAUCAGGCACCAACGCAUCCACACUGGGGAGAGGCCCUGCGAGUGUCCCGAGUGUCAGAAGAGGUUUCGGACCAGCUCCAAUCUCCUCCUGCAUGAGUGGAUUCACACGGAUGAGAAGCUCUUCUGCUGCCCCGACUGCAGGAAGGGCUUCAAGCACAGCUCCCACCUCGUCAUCCACCAGCGCAUCCACACCGGGGAGAGGCCCUACGAAUGUCCCCAGUGUGGGAAGAGCUUCUCCAGGAGCUCUCAGUUGACCAAACGCCAACGGAGGCACCAGCAAGGGAAACCCUGUGAGUGCCCCAGCUGCAGGAAGAGCUUCGUGUCAUACUCCAACUCCAUCCCCCUUGGGAGGACCCAUGUUGGUCACAGCCCUGGUGACCCACAUUCCCAGUGAUCCUUGCUGAGAAGACACCUGUAAGGUGGUCUCCACGUCCUCCUGGAUCCCCAUAGGCCCCUGGAUGAACGCAGGGGCAGGAACAUCCAUCAAGACUCUGAUCUAAACAGGAAAUUCAUUGUGAGGAAGUGAUUUGUUGACUUUACACCCCCAAAAAUCUCACCUGCUCUGUCCAGUUAUUUCUUCUGAUGGCAUCAAGCAGUGCUGCAUGAUCUUGGAGGUCUUUUCCAUCUAAAUAACUUCUUUCUUCACCCUGUCUAAACAACCAAAACUGGGAUGAAAAUAAAGAAAUUAAA
Messenger RNA from Taeniopygia guttata (zebra finch), 1164 nucleotides. The record is from RefSeq and is a predicted model, not a curated record. NCBI's taxonomy places the organism in Eukaryota, Metazoa, Chordata, Aves, Passeriformes, Estrildidae.